AUUAAACAUAUAUAGCUCCAUUUGCUUUCUUUUCUCUCUUUCCUCAACUUCUACAUUAACAUCUCCAAGGCCUGCAUGAUGCCAUCAAGGUAGGUGUUGCUAGCAAAACUGAACAUAACUUCAUAAUAUCCUAAGAUGCCAACGAAACAGGUAACCUACCGCAAUGAUAAAGUGGUGCUAGUGAAGGUAUAUGUUGAAAAGCCUAGAAAGAAGAGCUCAUCAUCAAUUCAGCAUCAUCACCUUCAUUAUCACAUUCAUCACACAAUUAGACAAGAGGUAGUUCACGGCUCUGGUAGCAAGGGAUCAUAUGGUAGAAGAGCAGGGUUGCUUAUGUACUCGCAUCUCCUACGUGAAUCUGCAAGAGGAGCAUCAUCAACACCCUCAUUCUCCAAGUGGGUUGCAAACAACAAUUUCCAGCCUCCAACCCAGAUAACCCCUUCCAACAAGAAAAAGCCGGAGUAUAGGGAAAAGUCAACUUGCUUUGGCAGUUUGAAACUACUGAUUCCAAGGUUCUUAAGGUCAUGAUCAAAAGCCAAAAAUAAGGAGAAAAGGGAGAAACAGAAGCAUGGAGGUUUUUCAGGAAAUGGAAUGAAAAUGCUACAGGUAUGGAAAGGAAAAAGUUUCUUUACGAAUGUUUUUUCAGCAAGACGCAAUUAAUUAAGUAUGCUUGAGGUUCAAUUUUGUCCUGGUCGUUCACCUCUCUCAAGGUAUAAUGUCUCAAAUCUCGAAUCAAAUAAGAAUUUAUAUCGUUUAAUUAAUUAGAUUCAAGUUCUUAUCUUUCAUAUCAUGCUAAUCACUGACAAGUCCCUCCAUUACUGCUUAUUUGAUUAAUGCACGUCUUAAGGUUACUGUGUAAUAAAUCGUUGGUCUUAUUACAUGUAUUUUCUCUUAUUAUCUUUUCUUAGUACAAAUUAAUGGAAUUUACUUUUAUGGG
Glycine soja is the source of this 934-nucleotide messenger RNA. RefSeq lists its product as uncharacterized. The transcript has 4 exons. The record is from RefSeq and is a predicted model, not a curated record. Bases 136 to 525 code for a protein of 129 amino acids. Lineage: Eukaryota; Viridiplantae; Streptophyta; Magnoliopsida; Fabales; Fabaceae.